Caenorhabditis elegans is the source of this 1137-nucleotide messenger RNA. RefSeq names its product Hexosyltransferase (gene F14B6.6). The record is from RefSeq and is marked reviewed. Lineage: Eukaryota; Metazoa; Nematoda; Chromadorea; Rhabditida; Rhabditidae. Gene Ontology annotation, cellular component: Golgi membrane; membrane. Gene Ontology annotation, biological process: glycoprotein biosynthetic process. Gene Ontology annotation, molecular function: hexosyltransferase activity. The transcript has 6 exons. Bases 1 to 1038 code for a protein of 345 amino acids.
AUGAAAGCUCGUAAAAUUUUAAUUACCGUAGCCAUUCUGGCUUCACUGCUUGCUUACCGAUAUUAUUCUCAGAGAACCAUGGAAUUUUUAAUUGAAGAAGAUCAAAUGUGUCUACAGAGGGAAUGGUAUGAAAGCUCCCAAAUAAACUCAACCGCCGAUUAUGGAAAUUCUUAUCAAAUUUCAUUUUCCGACGUCCAGAGCACAUUCAAAUGGAUCCAUAUUCCAAAAAUAAGCGGUUCUCCUGAAAUCUUAUUGAUCGUCCUAUCGAGGCCUGACGACUUUUCUAGAAGAAAUGUUAUAAGGCAUACGUGGAUGAGUCAGGAAAAUGAGAUAAAAUACUUGUUUCUGAUUGGAUUAGGUGCUAAUAUGGACGGAAAAAUUAAAGAAGUUGUGAUGGCGGAAGCAAAAUUGUUUGGGGACAUUGUAGUGACAUCUAUGGAAGAUCGGUAUUCCAAAUUAUCGUUUAAAACCCUGACGCUGCUUCUCUUCGGGGUCUCCAAAGUCCCGUCAGCCCAGCUAAUUGGAAAAAUUGACGGAGAUGUUCUCUUCUUUCCGAAUUUAUUCUUAUCGACUAUAAAAAACGAAAAUUCUAUGAUUAACGUGACAAGUGCAAGUGUUUAUGGAAAAAUUGCCGAAGCUGGAGUGCCGAUUGUGUCCAACUGCUGCAAACGAUUUUUAAAGUACAAUUUCAGACGAAAUUCUCUGAUUUCGUUUGGAUGCACGAGGUACGCUUUCUAUCUUGCUGGUCCAUUCUACUUGGUGACAAGAAGUGCUGCUUUACGAUUACUAGAAGCUUCAAAACAUAGAAAUUUUCACAAGAUCGAAGAUACCCUCAUCACUGGAGUUCUGGCUGAUGAUACUGAUGUGAGCAGAGUACAGCUUCACCGGAUAAAUUUGGGCCAAGAGAAGGGAACUGAUUUGGUUUUUGCAUGGCAUAGCCCGCUAAAUGAUCCGGAGUACAAAGAUCUUUACUACAAAACUAUGAGCUCACAGCAGUUUAAAGAAAAAUUGCGAUUACAAGAAAUAAAUGUCACUUGACUUUAAAAAAAAGUUUUCCUGUUUCUUAAAUUGCCGAUAAUUUUAUUUCAACACGAUUUACAUUUUUUUUUAUUAGAUGUUUAUAAAUUACGGGCAAAU